Molecule: messenger RNA, 1077 nt
Organism: Fimicolochytrium jonesii
Lineage: Eukaryota; Fungi; Chytridiomycota; Chytridiomycetes; Spizellomycetales; Powellomycetaceae
Exons: 7
Coding region: 1-1077 (358 amino acids)
Biological process (GO): regulation of cyclin-dependent protein serine/threonine kinase activity
Cellular component (GO): plasma membrane; endoplasmic reticulum
Molecular function (GO): protein kinase binding
Source: RefSeq, a predicted model, not a curated record
AUGCCAACUAUCCACACGAAGCCGCGUGGAGCGCAACAUGUCAGCGGGUUACCGAAUGUUGAAAGCGUGCGCAACUUUGAGGAACCACAAUCCGCAAUACCUCAUUCGCCACCAAAGGAUGUUGGAGAUGGCGUUAUACCCCGGAGGACGUAUGGCUGGCAUGAUGAGAAGGAAUCCCCCAGCGCUGCAAUAAUAUCGGACGCGCGCACUACGGGAUCUGAAGUCGAUCGACCACCCGUUCCACCCAAGCCGCUCACGAUAACCAAGGCAUCAGUCGGGGCACCAAAACUGAGCCGUAUAACCAAGUACAAUUCUUGUUCGUCACUGUUUGUCGAGUCCACAAUUACCAAUGCGCAGCUCAAUGAAACAUUGAGAUGUAUUGCCGGCGCUUUGGUGAAGCACAUGAAGCAGAAACACCAAGGAAGGACGAAUGAGUCGCCAGAGAUCUUUUCUGAAGAGCAUCGCCCGCUAUCCAAUCAUAUUCAGUUCCAUCGUAAAAUACCAGAAGAUGAUGAUGUGUAUAAGUUUUUGGAGUGCCUCUUCAACGCUGCAGAACUGACGGCCGAAGUUGGGAUCAUUACUCUGAUUUACGUGGAGAGAAUGCUGAACAACAUGAACCUUCGCAUGACGGCACAGAAUUGGACCCGCAUAAUACUUGGUGGUCUAGUUCUCGCAAGCAAAGUUUGGGAUGACCACGCUGUGUGGAACAUCGACUUUGUGCAGAUCUUUCCUGAUGUGGAUGUUGCGGAUAUGAAUGAGCUUGAGCGCUACUAUCUUGUCGCAUUGGAGUUUAACAUCAACGUGAAGCCAUCAACUUAUGCCCGAUACUACUUCGAGCUUCGAGAAGUUGUCGCCAUGGAAAAGCGGUGGCCAUCGCGACCCCUAAACGUUGAUACCCUGGCGGAGAAACUAGAGCCCCGUCCAAACCGGACACAACAAGUUCAAGAGAUGGAACUUCUCGUUUUCGACGUCAGCAUUAGGCGUAUCACAUGGAUUGGCCGAAAGCACGAAGGCUACGACAAUCAAUUCGACAACAACAUCACCUGGGAGCCUCCCAGCACUCCCAGGCCCCCAUAG